AACGCGAACCUAACAGUCUAUUUGCAACAAUCGAUUAAAGCAAUCCUCAAAGUGUGCAACAUACCUGCUACCGUACAACGAAGCAAUCAUAGCAUUACCUAGUAGGUAAAAAAAAGCUUCACUUCCGAUAUAUUUUAUAGGUACCGAUUUGAUUCAUUAUGGCAAACGUAAAGGCUACCCCUACCUUUUUUGGACCGGAGGAAAAUCUCGGACCCGAAGAGCGUGCUGAGCAGCGGCGUAAUCAACAGGCCGAAAUUAUUCGUUGGAAGUAUCGCUAUCAGAAGAUAGAUGCAAUCAAACCUGGAGAAACUGUUGAAGCUUACCAGAUACGAUGCUUAAACAAACGGCUGGUACAUCUCGAGCGCGAGAAAGCUCAAAAAGAGAUUAAAUUGAAAAUCUUUAAUGCUCCCGUCCAUCGUCGUGAGGCAGAAAUUGUUCGUGGCUACAUUUUACGGAUGUUGGACGAUGCCGUACGUUACGAUAAACAGAUCGAAGCAGCUAAAACGGAUAUGAACGAGCUAAUGUCCCAAAUAAAGCGUGCCAACAAUGAGCUAGAAUGUGCCAUCAAGGCACUACCAUCAGACUUUGUGUACGAAGAAGCGUUGGAAAGAUCUCGCACAGAGCUAGCAGCUAUCGAAAGCCGACUCCAUAAUGCUCGGCGGUUGGAAGGUAAGCUGCAUACAGAAAAUCGGAAACAGCGUAGCGAGAUAGAGAACAUGCUCGGCGAACGAAAGCUCUACAAUCAACAGUGGCAGCAGUAUGUUGGUGAGCUAAACAGGAACCGAAAAUUUUUACUCGACAUGAUUGAACGGGCAACAUUGGCUUUCAAUCAGGGUGAAGAUCUGUGCUAUCGGAUCGAUUCGCUGAAAGCUCAGGAAACACGAGAUAAGCGGGCCCGUGUACAGGAGAUGAUAGAGGUGGAAAGGCAGAUUGUAGGCACACGGUAUAUCAACGAGUUCCUGCACACGAAGGGUUUCCAACGGGCUGUUGCGGAUCUCGAUCCAAGGUUGGUCCGAAAGCGCAACCUGUUCAAGACAGUGCACCGGGAUAAAAUCAAUCGUUUCGGUACUAUCAUUGAUGAUACUAAGGAGUACUUAAAGCUUGCCGCGGUUCAGGAUAUUCUGUUGGAAAUAGAAAAACAACAGGACAAGUACACGGCACUGUUUCGGUAUAUGAACAUAACGAAUGCUAAAAUUGAGGAAGCUAAUGGUAUUGCACGUGAUCUCGAGAAGGACAGCGAGCGUCUGCAUGAAGGCGAAAAACGGAAAAGGUUUGCGGAUGAAAGGAACCUGAAGCAGGAUAUGCAACAGCUACUUGCCGCCCAGGAGCACUCGAUGAAACUGAAAGAGGAAGUUAACCUACAAAAGGAGGCACUAGAAAUAAAGCUCGCCAUUGUCGAACAGGCUUUAUCGGUGGUAGGAUUUGAUCGAACAAAAAUAAAACAGCUCAUGGCAGCAACGACCAGUUCCGACCGUGAUCGUUUGACGGAGCAGAACUUGAUGAGUGCCCUAUCUGCCAUCGAGCGGAAGGUGUUGAAGUUGGUUCGAAUGAGUUCGGAUAGCACUGUGGUGGAGGAAGAUGCGCCCAUCAGCACCCUGUACGGAAGCCAGCAGUGUGCCGAGUGUGCCGAGGGUCAGGACGUGAAUCAGCACGACGAGCGUAUAGUGUUACCGACGGAUUAUCAGAAACUGAUGAAGAACGUACAAACACGUGUGACAGCUCCGGAAAUGCAGUACAGGCUACAUACACUGAGUCAGUGCAAACUUCCCAGAUCACGGAUGUUGGUUAAUAAGCGAUACAUGUAACGAUUGAGUGUUGUGUUAGUAACAGU
This is a messenger RNA of Anopheles funestus (African malaria mosquito), 1831 nucleotides long. Its product is annotated as golgin subfamily A member 1. Bases 159 to 1805 code for a protein of 548 amino acids. The transcript has a single exon. NCBI's taxonomy places the organism in Eukaryota, Metazoa, Arthropoda, Insecta, Diptera, Culicidae. The record is from RefSeq and is a predicted model, not a curated record.